This is a messenger RNA of Phyllostomus discolor (pale spear-nosed bat), 2391 nucleotides long. It is a transcript of the gene STBD1, whose product is annotated as starch binding domain 1. The record is from RefSeq and is a predicted model, not a curated record. The coding region runs from base 79 to 1152 and encodes 357 amino acids. Gene Ontology annotation, cellular component: membrane. Lineage: Eukaryota; Metazoa; Chordata; Mammalia; Chiroptera; Phyllostomidae. The transcript has 2 exons. Gene Ontology annotation, molecular function: glycogen binding; starch binding.
GGGUAGGUGUGGCUUUGCCUUCCUGACCUGAGCCCGAUCCCAGUCGCCGUUGUCUCCCGCAGCUGCGGCCUCUCAGCCAUGGGCGCCGUUUGGUCUGCCCUGCUGGUCGGAGGAGGUCUGGCCGGAGCGCUUUUCAUCUGGCUGAUCCGGGACAAGGGAAAGAAGGGGGACGCGGAGCAGGAGCAGGAGCCGGACGCCACUCCUGGGAAGGCUGUGGCUGCGGGAGGCGAUCCUACUGGUGGCAGCGGACCGAGUCCCGCACCUUCCAGGCCCGAGCUGGUCACCAAACCAGAGCAUCUUCAAGGAAGCAAUGGAUGUUUGGUUUCAGAGACCAAAGGCCCUGGUAGCGUGCAGGAGGCAGCAUGGAGACUGCGCAGUCCUUCUGGAGAAGCUGGUGACUGUGACAAUUCAAGACAGCAUGUUCCUUUUGGACGGUUUCCGGACACAGAAUCUAUAGCUGCAUCUGUGACUGGCUACUCUGGGGGUUGCUGUGAAACUUCAAGAAAUGAAGGCCGCGGAUCUUGUGUAGGAAAAUGGGGAGUCCAGAAAGGACAAGAGACACCUGCUAACGCAGCUCCGUGUUUUGCAGAGAAGUUGCCUUCUAGCAACCUGCUCAUGGACAGAGGUAAAGAGGAAGUGAGCCUUGCACGGUUGGAUAGUCAGGACUCGGCUGACCAGGACUGGGAGAUGGUGUCCAGGCACUCAUCUUGGGGAGACAUCCGUUUGGGUGGCAGUCUUGAGGAUCCAAUGUUAAACCCAAACCUAGGAAUGGACUAUGGCAAAAACACUCUUAUGGAAACACGAGGUCGGGAAGUGGAUGUUAAAAGAAAAAGGGAAGUAGCUAAGACUUCAGGGUCUCAGGAAGUUAGUGUCAGGUUCCAGGUCCAUUAUAUCACAAGUGCUAGUGUGCAAUUCAUUGCAGUAACUGGAGACCACGAGAAGCUUGGGAGAUGGAACGCUUACAUCCCCCUCCAGUAUAGUGAGGGUGGGUUCUGGUCUCGUUCUGUCUCCCUGCCAGCAGAUACAGUGGUGCAAUGGAAGUUUGUGGUGGUAGAGAACGGGGAAGUUACUCGCUGGGAAGAAUGCAGCAAUAGGUUUCUAGAGACUGGCCAUGAGGAUAAGUUGGUUCACAGGUGUUGGGGGAUUCACUGAUUCAGUUUGCAAAGUAUUGAAGAAGCUGUUGCAGAAUGUGGAAGAGGCUAAAGUUGUGGAACACACUCAAUAAUUUAAAAUGAAGGAAGUAUAACUCCAAGUUUAACUGAGUUUGAUUUACUAAUGGCUUGCAUCUAAUGUGUAGAAGAAAUAUAUCUAUUUAUCUAUGUACCUAUAGAUAUAUAGACAGAUAAUGCUUACAGUGAGUACGGACUUUUUUCUGUGGCGCUGAUGAAUAGAUUUAUGCCAAUCCAUCCGCACUGUAGGGCUUUGUCUUCUUGGGCAGAAAGCUUGGGCAGGGGCUAAGCUUCAGCUGUGCCCUGGUCAGGGAGCACAAACGCAAACCAGCUGCACAGGGUUCAAGGUCGAGCCUUUGGGUGACCAAGGGAGUGAAACAAGCUGCAUUCAAAGAGCUGAUUUCCUCGUGCAGCUGAAGAAAUGUUCUCUUUACUACACUGUGUUUAAAAAUAGUUAACAGUGAUCAGGAAUAUAUCUGUUACUAGACGUGAUUAGGGAGGCUUGAUUUUACCUGCCUGGUAUGGUUUGAAGGCGGCAAGUGUGUCUUCGUAUUGUAAUCGAAAGCUAGUGUAGGAACAUCAGGAGCAGCCCCUGAGGAAAGGGGACAGGAAUAGGGGUGAUGUACUGCAGAGCCAGGUGGAAUGAAUGAGAGCUCUUAGUGGGCUGGGAGGUACAGAUAGGGACACCUGACUGCAGGGAGGGACACACCCCUCCUUUACCCUUGGGGCCUUUGCAGAGCCAUCUCAGGCACCAGCAGGUGGGCCGCCCGCUCCCCUCUCCUUCCAUGGCUGUCUUGGGUAACCGAAUUGCAACAGGACAGUGACAGAGAAGUACAGCAUCUUUGCUCUGAGAAGAAAUAAACAUUUGAACUUCACUAUUACAACUGAAAAAAAUAAAACCUCAGUUUUCAUAUCUUUUUUAAAUGUCUGAAUUAUUUGUCUAAGUCUUGGUACCACGAUAGCUUAGAUGUAAAAUAAAAUACUAAUAUUUUCCUCCAUUAAUAACAGACAUGGAAGAAAGCAAAUGUCAGGAGGCAGAGAAGUCUGUUUUUCCCCCUUUGAAGACAAAGUUUAUAAUAUUUCUUUCAAAACUGUACCUUUGGAGGGAUAUUAUUCAUGCCUGUACUUGAAAAUGAAUUCUUACAUUUUAAAACAACUUUUAAAAAGUGGAACAUCUUUUGGUGAAAUAUUGUUUAAUUUUGGUUAUAGAUGCACUUUGCAG